AUGGACAAAAAGUUGAUAAUCACUAAAGCCGUUCCUUUACUCACCCCUAAACCCCGCCCAUCAUUAACUUCACCAACAAAAACAAGUGGUUUUGUCGAUGACAGUUUUGUCAAAUUAGUUCAACUUCAAAAACGGUUAGGAACGGAUGACACUGAAGACAAAAACACGUCCCCCAAAAUUCGUUUAAAAAAGAAAGACCCUGCCGUCAUUCAAGCUGAAAAACAACAAAAAGAAGCCGAAGAGAAAAAGCGUCGUCAAAUUGAAGAGAAAAAACGGGAAGAGGAGAGACGUUUUAAAAAAGAACAACAAGACAAGAAAACAAAAGAAUUGAUGACUUCCGGCCCUGAAGCGUUUUUAGAAGAAUAUGAAAAACCUCAAAAGAAGACUCAACCCUUUCAAAACAAUUUACCACAAAUGUAUUCAACACCUUUCACUUCUCAUAUCCCUUUCCAACAACCUUAUCAGAAUCAACAACAACCUUCUUAUCAACAAAACUACUCAACUCCUUUCAAUGCAUUUUACUCACAACAACAAUUCCAACAACCCUACUCUCAACCCUACACGCAACCUUAUACACAACCUUACGUCCAAAACGUCCCUCAAAGUUAUCAACAAUAUUCUACUACCCCUCUACAACAAUACCCCGACUAUACCGGUUAUAACACUUUCUCUUAUCAACAACCUUAUACAUACCAAGACUAUAAAAAUUUGCCACCAAGCUUGCCUCAAAGUUAUAGAACAGACUUUGAACAAAACAAUACAACGAAAAAAGAACAAAGAGACGAUAUCCCUGUGGAAGAAGAGAAACCCCCCCGUCCACUUUGGCAAGACACCUCCCGAACAGAGAGAAAUGAGAGAAAAGAAAGAAAUGAAGUCCGACGGACUGAAUAUACCAUAACAAGACCCUUUGUACCUAAUCAAAGUGAGAAGAAAGAAAGAACUUAUUCGACUCCCUUCUCUCAAAAACAACCAAAACAGAAGAAGACCAUUCCUUUCAAAACUCGAGACUCUCAAAAACCAAUUGAAGUCGUUCCUGAAAAACAAUCAAAUAUCGAAUUGUUCGAAGACAAACCGGAAACUAACUUGCGAGACGACAAAGAAAAUUUGGUCGGGACUUCGCAAGCCCUUGAAAAGCACUAUUUCAGAGUCAAAGGAAUCCCAAAGUCAAGUGAGGUGAGGCCAGAAGUCGUGUUGAAACAAGCAUUUAAGUUUGUUAUGGACAACUUCAAGAAGACUAAUGAUUAUGAUUAUAUAUGUGACCAGUUAAAAGGUAUUAGACAAGACCUCACAUUGCAGCAUAUCGAGGACGAGUUCUCUGUUCAAGUCUAUGAGCUCCACGCACAUCUUUCUCUUGAAAACCAAGACAUCUCCGAGUUCAUUCAAUGCGCGUCGGCAUUAAAGAACUUAUACCAUACCAUGAAACGCCCGAUUGAUGAUGAGAAAGUCAUUCUUUAUUCAGCUUCGAUGAUUCUGUGUAAUAUGGAUGGGAAGAACGUCUCCCCUGCAGCACAUUAUACACUUAUUAGAGAUAUCCCAGACUCUAUAUUGACUCACCCGACUAUCCAAUUAGCUUUAAAUAUAAAAAAGGCCUUUGUAGUUGGCGAUUACUUCACUUUUUUUAAUUUAUACACCACCGCAAUUACUCAGUUCAAAUUGAUCUUAGUCUUGGCCAUUGAUAAGGUCCGCAUUAAUACAGCAUAUACCUUGUUCUAUGCCGUCCGUCCUACUAUCGACGUGGAACACUUCAAGAAGUACCUUUUCUUUAAAGACGACGAGGACUACACGCAGUUUAUCACAAAGCAUCCAAUAGUAUUUGAUGAUAAAGGGAGCAUCGUCUGUGCAACUUCGCUCGCCAAUUUGACGUCGUGA
This is a messenger RNA of Entamoeba invadens IP1, 1869 nucleotides long. Its product is annotated as leukocyte receptor cluster member, putative. Gene Ontology annotation, cellular component: nucleus. Lineage: Eukaryota; Evosea; Mastigamoebida; Endamoebidae. The transcript has 2 exons. The record is from RefSeq and is a predicted model, not a curated record. Bases 1 to 1869 code for a protein of 622 amino acids.